GCAGCCAUGGGGAAGGAGAGGCAGACCAAGGAGGGACCAAACCCCACAUCUCCGCCUAGAGGCCACAAAUCUCCCAGGAAGCCGAAAUGUUCUCGCUGCAGAAAUCACGGUUUCUUCUCUGCUCUAAAAGGACACAAACGCUUCUGCGACUGGAAGGACUGCCAGUGUCCCAAAUGCAAACUGAUUGCUGAGAGGCAGCGUGUCAUGGCGGCCCAGGUCGCACUAAGGAGACAACAGGCCCAAGAAGAGGAAAUGGGAAUAAGCAUUCCUGUGGCUUUAUAUGGCUCUGAUGUUAUGAUGAAAAACGAAGCGGCUGCCGAUUGUCUGUUCUCUGUGGAAGGCCGAUCCUCCAGCUCCCCCUUCAACAUCGGCCCCUCCCCUCUGGCUGUGUCAGGAGGUGUCUCUUCACCACCUUCCAGCUCCUCAGCUGCUGUUCGGCCUCAUACCGACGGAGCGCCUGACCUCCUUCUGGAAACUCCUUACUACAACGUCUACCAGCCUUCGCGCUUCCCCACAUAUUAUGGCAAUCUUUACAACUAUCAACAGUACCAGCAGAUGCCUCAUGGGGACGGCCGCCUCCCUGGCCACAGUAUGUCCCCUCAGUACCGGAUGCAUUCCUACUACCCUGGAGCCCCCUACCUGACCCAGGGUCUGGGCUCCACCACCUGUGUGCCUCCCUUCGUCAGCGUGGAGGACAACAACAGCUGCUCUGAGACCACGGCAGCCUCCUUUCCUCCCACCAAUUACGAGUGUGAGACCAGCAGCCAGACGGCCAACAUCAACGUUGACGCCAGCAACUAAAAGACGAAGGUGGUCAGCUUUCAUCUUCUGGAGCAACCGUUUUAACAGUUCAGUUCUUAUUGCUGAUCUUUUGUUGUUCCUGCUUCAGUUCAGGCAUCAUUUCUGUUCAUGUUUAUACAAGUAGUUUUAGUUGCUUUUAGUCCUAUGGCUGCAUCUUUCUGUUUUUUGUAUUGAAUUUUACUGAAUUUAAACAAGACAAAAUAAAGAUACUCAGAGAACAGUACCUUAGAAAGUUUACACAGCCCCUCUUGCACUUACAAAAUUAUACUCAAACAUAAGGUGGAAUGUAUGUUUAAAACAAUUAAAAACACAUUUAAUAUAUUGUAGAUAAACCCUGAAAUAACUCGCUCUUCCUCUGUUAGUGAGUACCAUAUUGCAUCCUAAACCCAGAAUCUGAAUGAUAAAGUCCUUUGAUUUUCCUGUUUAAUCUUCAUUUCUGAAAUUCUGUUUUUUACUAAUACAUUUAUAAUUACAUGUAGUAACGAUGCUGUGAUGCAAAUUAAUCUAAUUUUCUGAUAUCUUUAUAAUU
Messenger RNA from Cyprinodon tularosa, 1330 nucleotides. RefSeq names its product doublesex and mab-3 related transcription factor 1 (gene dmrt1). Gene Ontology annotation, cellular component: nucleus. NCBI's taxonomy places the organism in Eukaryota, Metazoa, Chordata, Actinopteri, Cyprinodontiformes, Cyprinodontidae. The transcript is spliced from 5 exons. Gene Ontology annotation, biological process: sex differentiation; regulation of transcription by RNA polymerase II. Gene Ontology annotation, molecular function: RNA polymerase II cis-regulatory region sequence-specific DNA binding; DNA-binding transcription factor activity, RNA polymerase II-specific. Bases 7 to 801 code for a protein of 264 amino acids. The record is from RefSeq and is a predicted model, not a curated record.